CAAUUUAUUGAGUCAGUGAAGCUUUAUGACUUUUCAUUCAUUACCUUCUACAACGACAAAAUAGUCCUUGUUCUCGGUAAAUUGAAGUCCUUUUGGUCAAUCCAUUUCGGCUCCUUCCUCAUUCUACUCGAUGAUUCAAAACGUAUAGAUCUUUUUCAGUAACUCGACGUUAAUACUCCGCGUUUGACUUUAACUGGAACUCCCUCUUUCGACUUAAAACUAGUGAGUGAGAUAAGAGUGAUCUGAGCAAGUACACAGGCUUUGGUUUGCUUUUGGAAGCACUGCAAAAAGCUCUUUCCUCUCUUCUUCUGAAUCCCUCUCUGUUACAGAACGUGAUAUAUCAAGAAGAAGAAAAAGCGGCCCCCUCCCCUCCCCUCUAUCUGUUGCAUGUAUAUGUCAAUAUACAAAAGCUAAAGUUUUCUGUGUAAUUGUCAUAAAUGCAAUACUCAACUGCUCAACCAUAAUUUUUCCUUGGAAAACCCUAGUUCUAGAAAUUUAGAUUCCAUUACCCCUUUUGCUUUCUCGACCUAUAAACACUUUUUGGGGUGAAUAAGGAAGAAAAGAGCUUAAAGGGGUUUGUGAAAAGGUAUGAAAGUGGUAUGGAGGCGGAUGACAUUCAAAAUCAUGGGCGUAAGUAUCCAAGAAUCAGCAAUGGAAGGAUUGAGUUCAGUAAAAUAGGGCAGAAAGGAGAUGGCUUGAAGUACGCAGAUGAAGAUGAUGGAGAGACUACAAGGAGCAGGGCUAACGGUGGCGGUAUCGAUCUUGGUGGUGCCCUUGGUAGGUUUAAUUGCUGGCCUUCAUCACGGAUUGUUCGGGUUUCAAGAGCAUCUGGUGGAAAAGAUAGGCACAGCAAAGUUCUCACCUCGAAGGGGCCAAGAGAUCGGCGCGUGAGACUCUCGGUGAACACGGCGAUUCAUUUCUACGAUUUGCAGGACCGACUUGGCUACGAUCAGCCGAGCAAGGCGGUGGAGUGGCUGCUGAAGGCCGCUGCCAGCUCUAUAUCGAAGCUCCCUUCCAUUAGUACUGCAUUUCCAGAUACUCCUAAGCAGCUGAGCGACAAGAAGAGAUCUAGCUCUGGCGGUAAUGAUCAACAAGGUUUUGACUCAGAUGAAGUAGACAUGGACGGUGGCGGAGGUGAUCCUCAACAGACGGUGGGGAUGUUAUCCAAAUCUGGCACCGGGAAGGGUUCCGGGCUAUCGGUUUCCAGAUCUAAAAAUCGGAUCAAAGCCCGGGAGCGUGCAAAGGAAAGAGUUGCAGAGAAAGAGAAGGAGAAAGAGAACGAGUCUCCUCAUGUUGAACAUUUGAACCCUCUUUCCGAUACUACUUCUUUCACUGAACUCUUGAGUGUUGGCAUGAAUAAUGUCAAUAACAACACCAACCUUAACGUCUCAGUUCACCAAAAUACUACUUCAAAUGAAUCAAUUUUUUUCCAAAAAUCUCCCAGGCAAUGGUCUUCAACCCCAAUGGAUUACUUUAACAGUGGACUAUUAGGGCCACAGGCAACUCGUCCGGGGCAAAUUCACUUGGGAAAAAAUCCUCUUUCGCAGCCGGUUUGUUCACAGCUGUUUAGUGUAUCCGGGGACCAUCAGCCGGAGCUCCGGCAUAUCCCGUUUGUCCCGGAAUAUUUUGUUUCAGCUGUCACUGCACACAACAACAAUAAUAAUAAUAAUCACAAUGGUGCUGAUGAGUACAAUCUGAACUUCACAAUUUCUUCUUCUGCUACUUCUUCAAGCCUUGAUGGCUUCAACAGGGGGACCCUUCAGUCCAAUUCUUCCUCGCCGUCUCUUUUGCCUCACCUCCAGAGGUUUCCUCCCAUAGAUGGGUCUCCGAAUUUCUUUAUCGGCACCACUGCCUCACCAGUGGAGAACCACCACCAAUUCCUGUCUGGACUAGACGCCCGAUUGCAGCUUUGCUAUGGUGAUGGCGGCAGCCAUUCCCAGAAGGGAAAAAGAAAGAACUGAGUUCAUUCAAUAUCCAUUUCCUCUCCAUUCCAUCUUAAUUCCAGGUAACUGAAGAUGAGAAGUUUCAUAUUCUGCUGAGGACGACUUGACAGUAGGUUUGAGUUAGUUAAAGGUAAAUUUCUUGCCAAAAGUCCAGAGCAAAGAAUACUUUUCCUACCUCAGGCCUUCGAGUUAUUAUUGUUCUUACUUUGCACUUAAUUUUCAGAUAGUUCAACUGGCAUCACAUAUUUCAAUUUGUUAUGGGUGCCAGGUACUGUGUGUUUUAUUUGUACUUGAAUGAUUCUGAUUCUUUUUUUUCAUUGUGUUGGAAAAAAAUCGAUCUUUUGAA
Olea europaea var. sylvestris is the source of this 2289-nucleotide messenger RNA. RefSeq names its product transcription factor TCP2-like. The record is from RefSeq and is a predicted model, not a curated record. The coding region runs from base 600 to 1961 and encodes 453 amino acids. Gene Ontology annotation, cellular component: nucleus. The transcript is spliced from 3 exons. Lineage: Eukaryota; Viridiplantae; Streptophyta; Magnoliopsida; Lamiales; Oleaceae. Gene Ontology annotation, biological process: regulation of secondary shoot formation. Gene Ontology annotation, molecular function: sequence-specific DNA binding; DNA-binding transcription factor activity.